Rotaria sordida is the source of this 1209-nucleotide messenger RNA. Lineage: Eukaryota; Metazoa; Rotifera; Eurotatoria; Philodinida; Philodinidae. The record is from the annotation of a GenBank genome assembly.
AUGUUAUCACGUCCACAGAAGCCAACAUUGCGUGAUUUCUUAUUAAUACAUGCACAGACUCGUUCCCAUUUAUGUAUGGCCCAGGAAGUUUUUGAUCCAUGCGAGCAAUUAUCACAAUUAACAUCAUUUGAAGAGAGUACGUUAAUGUCAUGGUCAAUAGAUUCGAAUGUUGACCGAGGUCUUAAUCUGUAUAUAUUGCUACAUUAUUUGUCCGCUAUCAAUGAUAAUUCUUGUUAUUAUCAUUAUGUUAAUAAUGGAAAUCCAGAUGGUACAAAUAUGUUCGGACAUGUUAUAGGAACAUCAGGUAGUGGAAAAUCAUCGGCUUUAACUCUUCAUAUGGAUGCUUUGGGUCGAACUUUAGCACAAAUGGAUAUCAAUCAAGAAUACGUCCAAUAUCCGAACAAGAGCAACAAUCGAGGGAAUAAUUUAUCAUUUGAACAACCAUUUAUUAUUUCAAAUGCAACGGCACUACAUGUAUAUCGAAGUUUGAUUUAUGGCAAUCGUUUAUUGUGUUCCACGGAAUGUGAUACAUUACUGUCUAAUUUGGGUGCAUAUGGUAAUCAACACAACGACCCACGUUUUGCUGAAAAUGUCAAUAUGCUUAUUCAAAUGUUCGAUGGUACUAAGCAUCAAAAUCGAUCAACCCUAUCCACAUCAUACAAUAUUCCAGAAGGACGCCGUGCUUCUAUUAUUGGUGCAAGUGUAGGUGAUCCUUAUGCUCGUGUAUCUCAACAACACUACGAAGGGAACGGUAUUAGUGGUGCUCAUAAUCGAUUUACCCAUUAUCCAUGUCCUAUAAUGAAAGCUAUCAAAACCAAUUCUGGUUCAACUGGUGUCAUUUCUAAUAUGGUUCCAUCUCUUCAACAUGUCUAUACAGUUUCCAUAUUACUUGGAAAAGUUGAAUAUGUGGCAAGACAAAAUGUAUAUGAUAAAUCCGAACGAAAACAAAUAAAUAUGUUCAAUUCCGACAUUGAAGACAAAUGGAAUCGAUUGCGACCUAUGGAUAAUCGUCAAUAUUGUCAUUCACCAUCACAAACUGAAAUUGAACUUGAAGAACCUGAAGCUGAUGCCACAUCUGAACGAAGCAAAAGUGCUUUUUAUUAUAUGUUUAAUCGAGUUUACAAUCAAUGGCAAGAGGCAACACUAACAGAAAAACAAGAACAUGAGGCCAUUAUCAACUUCAAAAAUUCGACGAAAAUUCCUCGGUGA